ACCCACUGCUUCUCUCUCUCUCUCUCUCUCUCUCUCUCUCUGUCUCUCUCUGUGAGUCUCUCUCAUCAGAUAGAUCAAACGGUCUCUGUGCUUGGUUUAGUUCUGUAAUUAAAGCGAAAAUGGAGGGCAAGGAAGAGGAUGUCAAGUUGGGAGCCAACAAGUUUUCGGAGAGGCAGCCGAUUGGGACGUCGGCUCAGACCCAAGAUGAAGGCAAGGACUACAAGGAGCCGCCACCAGCGCCGCUGUUCGAGCCCGGUGAGCUGACGUCAUGGUCGUUUUACAGGGCUGGGAUCGCCGAGUUCAUCGCCACCUUCCUUUUCCUGUACAUCACCAUUUUGACGGUGAUGGGCGUCGUCAAGUCUCCGUCAAAGUGCUCGACGGUCGGGAUUCAAGGGAUCGCUUGGGCUUUCGGCGGUACCAUCUUCGCCCUAGUCUACAGGACAGCCGGCAUCUCAGGGGGUCACAUAAACCCGGCGGUGACGUUUGGACUGUUUUUGGCCCGGAAGCUGUCGCUGACAAGGGCGGUUUUCUACAUCGUCAUGCAGACGCUUGGGGCGAUCGCCGGUGCGGCGGUGGUGAAGGGCUUCGAGAAGAGCCGCAACUUCGAGUUGCUUGGUGGCGGGGCCAACUCUGUAGCCCAUGGCUACACCAAGGGAUCAGGGCUUGGUGCUGAGAUCGUUGGCACCCUUGUUCUUGUCUACACAGUUUUCUCGGCCACUGAUGCCAAGCGCAGCGCCAGAGACUCCCAUGUUCCGAUUUUGGCACCUUUGCCUAUUGGGUUCGCUGUGUUCUUGGUGCACUUGGCUACCAUCCCCAUCACUGGAACUGGUAUCAACCCAGCUAGGAGUCUUGGUGCUGCCAUCAUCUACAACAAGAAGCAUGCAUGGGAUGACCAUUGGAUUUUCUGGGUUGGACCGUUCAUUGGGGCAGCACUUGCAGCUUUGUACCACGUGGUUGUGAUCAGAGCCAUCCCCUUCAAGUCCAAGUCUUAAAUUCUGUGCUAAUUGAUGGUUUAUGAUGAUCGUCAACAUGAUGCCAAGUGUUAAUGAGCAGCAAAGCAUGUGUUUGAUUGGAUCUGCUUCAAGAAUCAACGGCCCUGGUUUCCUUUCGUUUUUAGGCAAAGGCCCCCAUCUGAUUUGUGUGCAGCUUGUCUUGUGCAGCAGAGCUACUACGACGAUUCCAGCACGCACCCAAAGCCGAUGGAUCUCUUAGCUUUUUGGUUCUUGGAGAUUGGGGAAGAAGAGGAGCCUUCAAUCAAUCUCAAGUUGCUCUUCAGGUUCAUGUUCAUCAAUCAUGGAGCAGACAAACGCUUUCACGAGCACUAUGGUUUGUCUCAACUUUUCUAAUUACAUAUAUUAAUGUCAUGAUAAGGUUUGCUUUUUUU
Messenger RNA from Prunus dulcis (almond), 1384 nucleotides. RefSeq names its product probable aquaporin PIP1-4. Gene Ontology annotation, molecular function: water channel activity. The transcript has a single exon. Gene Ontology annotation, cellular component: plasmodesma; plasma membrane; vacuole. The record is from RefSeq and is a predicted model, not a curated record. NCBI's taxonomy places the organism in Eukaryota, Viridiplantae, Streptophyta, Magnoliopsida, Rosales, Rosaceae. Gene Ontology annotation, biological process: response to water deprivation; transmembrane transport. Bases 120 to 992 code for a protein of 290 amino acids.